Dreissena polymorpha is the source of this 1772-nucleotide messenger RNA. Its product is annotated as retinol dehydrogenase 12-like. The record is from RefSeq and is a predicted model, not a curated record. NCBI's taxonomy places the organism in Eukaryota, Metazoa, Mollusca, Bivalvia, Myida, Dreissenidae. The transcript has 7 exons. The coding region runs from base 168 to 1184 and encodes 338 amino acids.
CGUCGAGGAAAGAUUGGCUGGGAUAAUUCGACCAUUGAAAACACUAUCGGAAAACACUAAUCUGGGACGGUGUACAUUUCAUCAUACAUGUUCAUGCAUAGGCUAGCUAUAUAACAAGGCGUCUUUUUACGGUGCGGAGGCAGACGGAUUUGGGUCUACAAAGAAAGAUGGAACAAAUUAAUAACACCGCACGCGUUUCGUAUGAAUAUUUGGAAGAACAUAAAGUUGCUGUAGCAUGCACACUAACAGCAGCGUGCGCCCUCUGGGCCUUGCGGCGCUACUCACAAGGCGGGGUGUGUCGCUCUACAGUGAAGCUCCACAACCUGACUGUUCUAAUCACUGGGUCCAACACGGGUAUUGGCAAGGAGACCGCAAAGGACCUCGCUGGAAGGGGCGCCCGCGUGAUUCUCGCCUGUCGCGAUAUGAAACGCGCGAACGAAGCAGCAGACGACAUUAAACGUUCUACCGGAAACUCGAAUGUCGUCGUAUACAAGCUGGACCUGUCUUCACUGAAAUCUGUCCGCGCAUGUGCAAAAGAGGUGCUCGAAAAAGAGGACCGAUUGGACAUCCUCGUAAAUAACGCAGGGGUCAUGUGGACGCCCCAGUGGAAGACGGAGGACGGGCUCGAGCUUCAGAUGGGAACCAACCACCUGGGUCACUUUCUGUUCACCAACCUGCUGUUGGACCUCAUUAAGAAAUCGGCACCGAGUAGAAUCGUCACUGUCUCAUCCUUAGGCCACACUUUUGUUAAACACCUGGAUCUGGAUGAUCUGAACAGCGAGAAGUCUUACAGCCCCGUGAUGGCUUACAGUCAGAGCAAGCUAGCCAACAUCCUCUUCACGCGCGAACUCAGCAGACGACUUAAAGGGACGGGCGUGGUAACGGCCUCCCUUCACCCAGGGGCGGUGGCAACGGAGCUGCUCCGGUACAUCAACGAAUACAACAUCUGUAUCCGCAUCCCAGUCCUCAUCUUUUACCACGCGUUUUUCAAGUUUUUUUGCAAGACGCCGACUGCGGGCGCUCAGACCAGCCUGCACUGCGCACUCGCACCGGAAGUAGAGCGGCAGUCCGGGAAAUACUUCAGUGAUUGCGCGGUGAAGGAUCCUAGUAAAUUGGCCCAGGAUGACGAGUUGGCAGCCAAGCUGUGGACUGUCUCGGAGAAAAUGGUUGGACUCGCGGAUUGAUAAAAGAAAUGACCGCCAUGAUGCGCGCGAUUCCCCGGAAUUUGUCUUUAAAGUGCUUCCAACAUGGCCGCUGAAUUAGCGUACAAACAACUGGGAAUUCCCCAAUGAUGCGUCCAUUAUAAUUUCUCAGUUAAAAUUGAAACAAAUCUGCUGGUAGUUUGUGUUGUGUUCAUUAGUUGACACGUGUAUCGUUUUUACUAUGUUUAAAGGAUGACAUUUAUUGUAUAGCCGUGUAAUAUGACAUUUGUAUCGCAAUUUUUACAUCAACAUGAGGGCAUUUUGGGAGCAAUUGCUAUGGACAUUGUUUUAAUAACGAUUGUUUUUCAUUUUAUCGACACUACAUCAACAUGAGGGCAUUUUGGGAGCAAUUGCUAUGGACAUUGUUUUAAUAACGAUUGUUUUUCAUUUUAUCGACACUUACGCAUCUAAAUAGCGUUCGCAUGUGUUGACCAUCAUGGAUUAAAAGUAUUUAGGUUUUGACACAUGGCUCGAUCUAACGAGAACCCGUUUGAAUAAAAUUUAUAUGUGCACAAUGGAUAUUAGUUAACAGGUAAUGGCUUUAUUCAAAUAUAACCCAUGUUCCAUGUG